AUGGCGGAAUCAACGAAUGGUUCGUCUAGUUUCUGGACACAGGCUAACGCUUUGUUCAGAAAGAAUUUGACUUUUCAGAGAAGGAAUUUUAAGACAAAUCUCAGACUCAUAGCAUUCCCAAUCGUUCUCUGUUUGUUACUUGUGUUACUACAAGCAAUAGUCAACAACGAAUUAGAUAAACCCUCCAACAAAUGUGGUUGCACUUGUAUUGAUCAAGAUGGGGAUGGUCAAUGCGAGAGAGUGUGCGGGAUUCAAUACUCAGAUUUGGACCAAGUGGCCACCUGUUCCAUUCCUAGCCCGCCUGAAUGGCCUCCCAUAUUACAAUUACCAGCUCCACAGUAUCGUGCAGUGAGAACUGAUUUUCUUUCAUUUGGAGACUUGCCUGGUGAUUCAUGUAGAAGUACAGGUUCCUGUCCUACCACUGUACUUAUGACUGGGAAUAAUCAAUCUCUUGGAGAGAGUUUGGCUAGAAAUAUGUUCCCAAGUUCAUCCAAUUUCAGUUCAUCCAAUGGCCUGACUGGUGCUAUAUUGGGUUCUGCUUCAGAGACUGAUAUAAUCAACUAUCUUGAGCCAGCAUUCUUCUCAAGUCUUCCGCUCUACUAUGUUCAAUCUCAGUGUGGAGCUAACUCCACGUUUUCUAUUCCGAUUCCAGUAGCAUUCUUGGAAGUAGAGAAAGAAAUUAGAUGCGUUCAAGCUCUACAUUUGUGGCGCAACAGCUCUUCUGAUGUUAAUAAUGAGCUAUAUGCGGGAUACAGGAAGGGAAACUCUGAGGAUAAAAUAAAUGAGAUAUUAGCAGCGUAUGAUUUAUCGAAUUCGAAUAUCAAUAAUUUCAAUGUGACGGUAUGGUACAACUCUACCUACAAGAACGACACAGGAAAUGGUCCCUCUGGACUGGUCCGUGUUCCUCGCUCAAUAAACUUGGUGUCGAAUGCUUACCUACAACUUCUGGUUGGGCCUUCCACACAAAUGCUGUUUGAUUUUGUAAAGGAGACACCCAAACCUGAAACCGAAAUCAGGCUGGAUUUUUCUUCUCUCCUGGGACCAUUGUUCUUUACAUGGGUCAUUUUGCAAUUAUUCCCUAUUGUACUAACAGCUCUGGUGUAUGAGAAACAACAAAACUUAAGGAUCAUGAUGAAAAUGCAUGGGCUUGGCGAUGGUCCUUAUUGGAUGAUUUCUUAUACGUACUUCCUUGCCAUAUCUUUGGUGUACAUGUUCUGUUUCGUAGUCUUUGGCUCAGUUGUAGGGUUGAAGUUCUUCACAUUAAAUGACUACAGCAUCCAAUUUGUGUUCUAUGUCAUCUACGUAAACUUACAAAUUUCUCUGGCGUUUCUAGUGGCUGCACUCUUCUCUAAUGUGAAGACUGCUGCAGUUGUGGGAUAUAUUACUGUCUUUGGAACUGGUCUCUUGGGAGGAUUUUUCUUCCAAUUCUUCCUUCAAGAUACAUCAUUUCCAAGAGCUUGGAUUGUCGUGAUGGAGUUAUAUCCAGGGUUUUCUCUGUAUGCUGGAUUAUAUGAGUUUUCACAGUAUGCAUUUACUGGAAACUAUAUGGGGACUCGUGGAAUGAGUUGGGAAAAUUUAAGUGACAGCAAUAAUGAAAUGGCUCGUGUCUUAGUAAUCAUGGUUGUGGAAUGGUUGGUGGUUUUUGUUGUUGCAUACUAUAUUGACCAGGUUGUAACAUCUGGAAGUGGUGUCCGGAAAGGUCCACUUUUUUUCUUGGAGAAGCUCAAAAGAAAGCCUUCGCCAUCGUUCAGGAAACCCAGUUUACAUAGGCAGGGUUCUAAAGUAUAUGUGCAGCUGGAGAAACCUGAUGUUAGCCAAGAGAGAGAGAGGGUCGAGCAGUUGCUAAUUGAACAAGACACGAGCCAUGCAGUUGUCUGCGAUAACCUCAAAAAGAUGUAUCCCGGAAGGGACGGAAACCCUGAAAAAUUUGCAGUUAGAGGCUUGUCACUUGCAUUAUCACAAGGAGAGUGCUUUGGUAUGCUUGGUCCCAAUGGUGCUGGCAAAACUUCUUUCAUCAAUAUGAUGAUUGGGCUCAUCAAGCCAAGCUCUGGCACAGCAUAUGUUCGGGGUCUGGAUAUAAGAACCAACAUGGAUGGGAUAUAUGCCAACAUGGGUGUAUGUCCUCAGCAUGACCUGCUUUGGGAAACCCUAACAGGUAGGGAGCAUCUUCUUUUUUAUGGAAGGCUUAAAAACCUCAAAGGUAUCGCCUUGACGCAAGCAGUUGAAGAAUCUCUUCGAAGUGUCAAUCUGUUCAACGGUGGGGUUGCUGACAAGCAAUCUGGGAAAUACAGUGGAGGCAUGAAGAGGAGGCUUAGUGUUGCCAUUUCAUUGAUUGGAGAUCCCAAGGUUGUGUACAUGGAUGAGCCCAGUACCGGGCUGGACCCAGCUUCAAGAAACAAUCUAUGGAACGUGGUGAAGCAAGCUAAACAAAAUCGUGCAAUCAUUCUCACCACACAUUCUAUGGAGGAAGCGGAGCAUCUUUGUGAUCGAUUAGGAAUUUUUGUGGAUGGCAGCUUGCAGUGCAUUGGAAAUCCUAAAGAGUUGAAGGGUAGAUAUGGAGGUUCAUAUGUGUUCACAAUGACAACAUCAUCAGAUCACGAAACGGAUGUUGAAAAUCUUGUAAAGAGUCUGUCGCCGAAGGCUAAUAAGAUAUACCAAAUAUCUGGGACACAGAAGUUUGAAUUGCCUAAAGAAGACAUCAAAAUAGCAGAUGUUUUUGGAGCAGUUGAGAAGGCUAAAAGCAGGUUCAGCGUUCAGGCAUGGGGCCUUGCAGACACCACUCUCGAGGACGUUUUCAUCAAAGUUGCUCGAGAGGCUCAACCUUUGGAUGUUCUCACAUGA
Messenger RNA from Cynara cardunculus var. scolymus (artichoke), 2841 nucleotides. RefSeq names its product ABC transporter A family member 7-like. The transcript is spliced from 18 exons. The record is from RefSeq and is a predicted model, not a curated record. Lineage: Eukaryota; Viridiplantae; Streptophyta; Magnoliopsida; Asterales; Asteraceae. Gene Ontology annotation, biological process: lipid transport; transmembrane transport. Gene Ontology annotation, cellular component: membrane; intracellular membrane-bounded organelle. Gene Ontology annotation, molecular function: ATP binding; ATP hydrolysis activity; lipid carrier activity. Bases 1 to 2841 code for a protein of 946 amino acids.